Molecule: messenger RNA, 3848 nt
Organism: Geodia barretti
Lineage: Eukaryota; Metazoa; Porifera; Demospongiae; Tetractinellida; Geodiidae
Source: the annotation of a GenBank genome assembly
UAUAAAAGACCAGCAGAAACCAAACUCUGCAUCUAGUGUAAAUUGCUUGUCUCCGCAGCAGUUGACGGGAUAACUGGAUAUUCUGCAGUUGUGGUCUCUCAUUAGCUAGCAAGCAUGGCUUUGAGAGCCAACACUCUGCUAGCUGCAGUGGUCUUUGGACUACUGCAGUUGUACUCUGUCUCUAAAGCCCAGCCGAUGCUGAAUGUUCAGUUCACAGAGGUAGACUUCCAGGCAGUUGAGGGAGAACUACAGAUUGACUUCCGUCUGACAGUGAUGGGAGCGGUUCCGGUCCAACUGGAGCUCAUGAUCACUCCCUACACCUUUGAUGAGUACACCGACCAGAUAGGCAGGCCAAUCCCAGACAUUAUUGCCGACAGAGCCGAUGGAGUCAACAGAGCGGAGGAAACCUUGGAUUUUCCACGCCAACCUGUGACAGUCACCAUUCCUCCCUCUGACGUCACGCGUCGUGACUUUCAGGGGUCGGUUAGCAUUGAAAUUGACAUAAUCAACGAACCAGAAGAGAUAUUCCUUCUUCUGGUGGAACCCACGGAAGAUACUGCUAAUGAUGCUGAGGCACCAAAUAUCAUCUUUGAAAACAACGGCUUGACCAUUGCUCGGAUUGUUGAUGAUGACGAGGUCUCCUUCCAGUUUGAGCAGGUACUGUACGAUGUUAGCGAGGCAGAUGGCCAGCUCCCUGACCGAAUCCAACUAGUCAGAGACAUCGACUCGGAGCUCGAAUACACGUUCAACAUCAGUUUGAGGGGAGGAGACACACCAGCAACUGAAGGAGACGAUUUUGUGUUCAUGGAAGACUUAGUCAUCCUCUUCCCACCCAGUGUCAACAGGGUGUCUAUCCCCAUCAACAUCCUACCAGAUGACCAGGUGGAGCUACGUGAAGACUUCCGACUGGCACUCAUAUCACAGGCUGACAACCCCUCAACCAACAUUCGCAUUGGACCUAACAUCAAUACUCAAGUCGUGAUCAAUGAUGAUGAAGUGCUGAAGGUUGGAUUCGACCCUGACAAUUUGGUGUUCAAUGAGGACGAAGGAGAGGUCACAAUCGAUGCAGUCAUCCUCAGUCCAAACGUGGCAAUGAACGUCAUUGCCGUCUUCAAUAUCUUUGCUGAACCAGGAACAGCAACAAACCCUGAAGAUUAUAGGGCAAUGACACGGGAAGAGGCAGAGGAUUCCAUAAACACACCUCAGCUUUUCCUCGACAGUAACAGUCCUCAGGCGCGUACAUCGAUCACCAUAGUCAAUGAUACUGUGGUAGAAGGACCAGAAACACUGCAGCUGAUGUUUGUCUUCAGUACUGCGUUCACCCCAGUUGAGGUGGAAGGUUGCCCGGUCAACAUCACCAUUCUGGACAGACCGGUCAACGAGUGUGAAGAAGGUAUUGACAACUGCGAUGCAAUGGCUGAGUGUAGGGAUCUGGCAGAUGGAUUUGAAUGUAUUUGCCCCCUUGGGUUUACUGGUGACGGAACCAUCUGUGACGAUAUCGACGAGUGUGAACUGGAGCUAGAUAACUGCUCACCCAAUGCAAGGUGCAUCAACACCGUAGGCAGCUUCAGGUGCGAGUGUCUGCUUGGGUUCACAGGAGAUGGCAUUGACUGCGAAGAUAUCGACGAGUGCGAACUGGGCCUGGACAACUGUGAUCCCAUCGCCCGUGUGUCAACACCAUAGGCAGCUUUCGUUGUGAAUGCCCUCCUGGUUACUCUGGCGACGGCAUUAUUUGUGAAGAAAUCGACGAAUGUGUUGAAGAUAUCGACAACUGCAACGACAACGCCCGCUGCAUCAACACUCCCGGCAGCUUCCAGUGUGUCUGCGAGGAGGGAUUCACUGGUGAUGGGGUGAUUUGCGAGCCCAUCCCCACCCCAGAGGUCGUUCCUGCAGACCCUUCCUCCAAUCCCCCACCCAGUCAGCCCCCAGUCUCCCCAUACCCUCCAACAUGCGAGCCCUUCAGGGUCAUAGUCAUGCCUCGCGUCAUACAAGAUGAACCGGAGGAAACCACCGGGACCACGACAAGAAGAACCACAACAAGAAGGACCACAACAAGAAGGACCACGACAAGAAGGACCACGACAAGAAGGACCAAGAAGAACCACAAGGAGAACAACAACGAUGGGAAAUAUAAAUGACGAAAUUAUGCAAAUACUAAGAGGAAGAGGGCGCAGAUCUCACUCCAGAUCUCGUGGCAGAUCUCGCUCCAGAUCUCGUAGCGGAACCGGCACACCACCACACAGACACUCCCAGUAGCCAAUGACAUGCCAGUUCAUUUCAUUACUGAAGAGGAGCUUGCCAACCUGCCCCGAGAUGACCCUUGUCUUGAAAUCAUUCGGCUGGAACCAGUAGCAGACACCCCUGAUGAGGAGGAUGAUGAUGGAUGCAACACGCGAAGAACAUCACGAAGAAGAACAACGAGACGGCGAGGACGCAGAAGCCAUAGUCGUUGUAGCAAGAAAAAGACCACAAAAAAGAAGACAACGAAAAAGAGAAGAUCCUAGACUACGUCUUUGCUAUAUACCAGAACUGUACAACCCAAAAAAACUGACUGCAUCAGUAGCAUAAUUAUUUUCAUAACCUGUAGCUGGCUACUGUAGAAUUCUGUGUGUUAUACAAUUCUUCAGAAAACCUCCACAUACACACACACAUAUAAUGUACGUUUCACGAACGCUAAGCUUCACACGUGGAGCACCGCUGCACUGCUCACUGUACACGUAGAGAUGUAUAUUCACACUUUCUCUCCCUCUUUCUCUUGCAGCGAUAGAUGAAUGUGAACUGGAGUUAGACAACUGCCACCCGGACGCUAAUUGCACCGACACACCUGAGGGCUUAACGUGUGAGUGUCAGGAUGGUUUCCUUGGAGACGGAGUUGAGUGCGUGCCAGAGCCAGAAGUGGAGGACCCCCCAGAGUGCAUUCCACGUGUGACAGGCACCGGGAGAAGGUCCCGUCACAAACGCAGACGCAGCAGACCACGUACACGUACGUCACGCUGCAAAACCCCAAAGACACCAAAGACACCAAAAACACCACAAAAUCCACCCACCUUGUUGGAAGAGCCAGUGGAAGACACAACUCGAACAAGGACUCGCACAAUAAGUCCAAGUCAUGGUACUGCCCCAGGAAGUGGUACCCCAAGAUCUCGUACUCCAGGACGUGGUACUCCAAGAUCACCAAGACCUGUAGCACCAGCCGAUGCCCCAGGAAGUGGUACCCCAAGAUCUCGUACUCCAGGACGUGGUACUCCAAGAUCACCAAGACCUGAUACUGAGGGAAGUGGUUUACAAGCUGAUACCCCAGGACGUGGUACCCCAAGACGUGGUACCCCAAGACGCACUAACCCAAGAUCUCCAAGACCUGAUGAUAUAGGAAGUGGGGCUUUAGCAGCUGAUGCUACAGGACGUGUUUCUCCACGAAGGGGCACUCCAAGAUCUACUCCAACACCCCAUGCCCCAGGACGUGGUACUCCAAGACCCGAUACCACAACACCCCGUACCCCAGGACGUGGCAGCCCAAGACCAGAUCCAGUACAGCAGAAUGAUCGGCUCAUAGUAAGAGCUACUCCUCUUCGUCAAUCGGAUCAAUAUCGUGGCUGAGUGCGAGGAGCUUAUUAUAUAACAAUGGACAACAUGGAACUAUCACAAAUAAAGUAGCUAUAAUAUAGCAUGUAGUUGAACGUAUAAAACAGUUGUUGAACAGUGUUGUCUGUAUAAAUGAUGACUUGUAUUAUCAUUGAUUGGUGUUUAGAACGACAAGUGAGUGGUCAUGUGCUACCUCCACAGUUGUCUGAACCACCGUGACCGCCACACGCCAAGCAGGACCAACAGAAGACCAUAGGCCACCACAC